AUGGAUGCCGAUGUCUAUGGGAUCGAUAUCGAUGAUGACGAUGACGAAGAUGCUGGCAUAUUCAGCAUCACCAAUGACCGCCAAAGUGAGGACGAUGACACCCUCACUGGUGAUGACAACGUUCUUUCAGCAGUGCACACGAAGCACACUGCUGUUGAUAAGGAUGAAUCAGCAGAGGAAUUUCUGCUGACUCGCGAAGCGGCUGUCCGCUUCGUUCAAGACUCUGUUGCAGAUGCACUAGACGGACAGAAGAGAAAUGCAGACAAACUAAAUCUACCGAAACACGCAGUGACAAACGUGGGCAGCAGUAAAUUACUGCCCAAGUACAUCGGUCCAUUUCGUGUGCUGCGCCGAAUGAGCAACGCGGGCACGAUUGAACUGCCCCGUAAGAUGCGUACGCAUCCUACGUUCUACGUCUGUCGUCUCCGCCCGUACUAUCAGUACGAGCCCGCUUCAAGAUGCGGAGAACACCCCCGCGGUCGAGACCCAAGACCACCUUCGAGUGGUCCCGUUUCAACGAGUCAGUCUGGUCGACUAGAGAAGCGGCCUUUUCGCGCAGUUGAGCGAUGUCUCGACGAGCUACAGCCAAGUCGUCGCGAAGAGAACGAGUCGAGCGUUCGUUCUCAAGUUGUGCAAACGCAAAGGCGGCACAAUCUUUCGAACGAUCGUGCGCGAAGGAAUAUAAAUUAUCCCUCACAAGAUCCCCAAGCUCAUAACACCGAGAUCGUUCAUGAGCCAGGUCAUCUCGCAACUGUUCCGUUAGACGGUUCAGCUCCUGAACAUCAACUUGAUCCGACCCUCGAGCCAGAUCAGGUGUUCCCGCUGCCACCACAUCCUUUGGUGGACUCAAGCGGUGGUAAACGCUUCUUAGUGGAGCGUAUUUUGAACCACCGCGAUGUGAAUGGCAUCCAAGCGAGUUACCUCGUCCGCUGGCGUGGCUAUCCACUGGUUUCGGACAUCUGGGAGCCUCGUGCCCAGCUGAUUGUUGAUGUCCUCGGUCUCGUCGAGCAGUACGACGAGACUUUGCCGUCUCGAACACGGCUACCACUGUACCACCGAUGUUUGAAGAACGCAUCGGUGAAGAACUCUUCCUCAGCACGGAUUGUUUUCGUGCUGGAAUCAGGAGGGCAAAUCUUCCUCCAAUCGAACAACGGGAUGCGAUCCCGUUCGGUAGUCGUGCCGGCCAACCGUUACAACUCUCUGGAUGGCGGCAUCCAUGGAGACUCCACUUGA
Molecule: messenger RNA, 1233 nt
Organism: Peronospora matthiolae
Lineage: Eukaryota; Oomycota; Peronosporomycetes; Peronosporales; Peronosporaceae
Source: the annotation of a GenBank genome assembly